UUUUGCAGCCCCGGUGAACGAUGUGAGGCUCCUGCUCCAGGCUGGCUCGCAGGGGAAUGGGUUAAGCCAAGUUAGAUUAGCUGUAACUCCCAAUCGAGCAAACACAUUGCUUCACAGCUACAAACGAACUGCAUCAACUCCAACGCUACCACCAGCUACCCACCUCCCUCCCUCCCCCGCAGACACGAACUCCAGCCCGCUUGCCUGCUUCACUAGCCAGGGAUGGGGAGAAAACUCCGCAUAUGUAGCAUAGUCAUCGAGCAAAAAUUGCCACGGAGUGGUAUCUGAUUAAACCCGAUCCCAGAUCUGGGCAUUGCAGCUGCAGAUAAAACCAGCACGGCCAAUGAAAACGAGAAGAAAAAAAAAACCCCGCAAUCAACAAACGUGUACGGAUCACCACUUCUCCGCUGACGAAUGUGCUUUCCUCUGCGAUGAAGCCCAGGAAGAAGUGAGGGCUUGACUUGCCAUGGGAGACGGUGGAGUCCUCCAGACGGAGGGGAACGCCCUCCUGAAGGCCGUGUUCCAGGGCAAGCUGAGGCUAACCAGGUUGCUACUGGAAGGAGGGGCCUACAUCAAUGAGGGCAAUGAACGAGGACAGACCCCAAUCGUGGCCGCUUGCCUGGCAGGCUACGAGGACCCCCAAAGCCGGCAGAAGAUGAUAAAGUACCUGCUUGAGAAGGGGGCAGACCCCAACAUCCCAGACAAAUCCGGGCAGACAGCUUUGAUGCACGCCUGUGCGGAACAAUGUGGCAAGGAUGUGGUGGCCAUGUUGCUUGAGUAUGGUGCCGACCCCAGCAUGAAAGACUACUCUGGGUCUUCAGCACUGGUGUAUGCUAUUAAUAAGGGAGAUCGAGACACUCUGCAAGUGCUCCUGGAUGCCUGCAAGGCUAAAGGCAAAGAGGUGAUCAUCAUAACGACAGACACUUCGCCCUCGGGCACCAAAAAGACCAAGCAGUACCUCAACUCUCCGCCUUCUCCUGGAGUUGAAGACAAGCUCUCUCCCACCUCCUGUAUGUCCCCCUCUGACGUGGAAAUCCGAACUUAUGCGUCCUCAGGAAGUGAGAAGGAGGAGAAGGAAGAUAUCUUCAGCUUUGCUCUUACCUCCGCCCUCCCCUUGCCGUCUGCUCGCCCUCCAGGGGAGAAAAGAGCCGUGCCUCCAAGGAAGCACCUCAAAAGGCUCAACUCAGAGCCCUGGGGUCUAGUAGCUCCUUCCGUGCUGAGCAAGGCAACCCAGGAGCAGCAGGAGAACGUUAUCUCGGAGCUAAACGGCUUGAGCAUCUCCAGCCGACCCACCCUUUCCAGGAGGCACAGCAUCGAAACCCACGACCCUUCCUCGCCAAAACUCAUAGAUCGCUCUUGUUCCGAAGAUUCUGCCGUCCUUCACGGAUCCUCGUGGGCAGAUAAGGUCCAGCAGCACCAGCUGCUCUACCGGAGAAACACGGCGCCAGAAUCUCAGGAGACCAGCUCCACCACGUGUGGUGUCGUACCAGCCAACGUCCGCACGCUGGCACACCCCAGACUCACCCGGAUGGAUCACUACGAGUCGGAUACGCACCUGUGUCCAGAAUCCAUCCCCGGGUCACCCGAUUCGGGACGGGUUUCCGCGGAACGCCGGAAGUACAACACAUCCCCCCUCUCCCUGCUCACAAGUUCCUCCCGGGAAUCCCUAGAGAACAUUCCCAAUUCUGUAUCUCCCAUCACCGUACGACGCAGACCCCCGGGGCUCCUGGAACGAAGGGGGUCCGGCACACUGCUGCUGGACCGCAUUUCUCACACCCGUCCGGGAUUCCUGCCCCCUCUCAAUGUCAACCCUCACCGCCCCAUCCCUGACAUCCGAGAAAAUGGAAACCCCCCCUCCCCGGUCCACUCUAGUCAUAAAAUCCUGGUGCCGGUGGCCCCCAGCUCCCCGAAACAAGAGCCCAGGCACAAGAAGAAGCUGCUGAGGCGUCACUCUAUGCAGACGGAGCAGAUGAAGCAGCUCUCCAACUUCCAGGACAUCCUGGCCAAGAAGAUGAUCGAGUUCACCGGGGACUGAGGGUGAAGACGGGAAAGAUAUCCAGAUUACGCGACAGAAGACGGGCCAAAUUUAACAAAAGCAAAAAAAGAAUAUAGUACAAUGAUUUCAAUAUAUUGAAGCUGUGCGUCCUUUUCUUUGUGUCUCAUUUUCCAUCAGUAUCCUGGUCACUGUCACUGUCAUUUCCGUGGUGUUUUUCAAGUUCUGAACUCCACUCAAUAAUUCACAUUUUGAUUGAUUUAAAAGCAACGAUCGGGCAUGGUCUAAAACGCUGGAUCUUUGUUACAUUCGAUUUUGCUUCCUUCUGUGAUGGCUGUUGAUUUGCUCGUCACCUUGCUUUGUUGCAUUCCAUUCAGAUUAGAUUCAGUAAAUACAUUCCUCGUCUUUCAUCUUGAGGCAUAGUCCCCCCACGUGCUUUAAAAUGGCAAACAGGGGAUCCCUUUUUCUUUCAUUUACAUUGUUGUUUUGCUUCCCAAAGUGUAGCUUUCCAAUUGUGCUUAACCAUAGCACAGAUGCCGCUUCUGGUACAGGAAGGAGAAAUUGAGCAGUUUAUAUCCAAGCUUAAUUUAGGAAUGGAGAAUAACACUAAAAUGGUCAAGGUGAUUGAAGCCCCAUAUAGUUUUGUGUUUGACUCAAGCUUUGACAUAGUUGAAAGCAGACUUCAAGAAGGGAGACAGCUUUGAAAUAAAACACACACAAAAAACAAACCAAAGUUAAGUGCUACUGCACCUUCUGUACUGGGUGAUUAGGAGUAGGACAUCAGUUGACCGAUCUGACCCCUUCGUUUCCCCUUCGUUGCCACUUAACUGUCAUUUCUUGCAAGCUCAGCUUAAACAGGAUGAUGGUAGUUUCUCAGCUGGUAUUUUAAAAAGGGUUAAACUAAGAACUGAGCUGAUUAAGGUGUUGGUCGCUGGUACCAAAUAACAACACUUUAUUCUAGUCAAAGAUCAGUUUUCAAUUAUUCGUUGUGGUAUUUAUUUGUAUUUUGCAGUUUUUUUGAUGAAGUGACAGUCAAAUAUGUUAUUCAUUUUUAAGUGGCAUUAAUGAUGCUUUAUACACAUGUUGCUGUGCAAUUACAGAAAGGGUGCCUUUUCAGUAGGGAUGUGCAAGACAUCAAAAAUAAACAGCAUUGGCUACUUAAUUGAUUGUAAUAAGAUAUAAAUUUGUAAUUAUUAUACAGGAUCUCUAAUUCAAAACUAUUAUAGAGCUCAGCUGGGCAGUGUGAGGGACGGUCUUGAAGUGCCACCGAAGGUUGGGUGGCAUUUCUGGGGUUUGCAACACAUGCACUGACUCGAUUAGGGUUAACUUGUGAUGUGUAACAGUAAUUUGGUUGCAGGGUAAUGCUUCUAUUUUGAUUAGUCGCUACUAGCAGACUAUUCACAGAUGUAUACAGACGUUAGUUUGCAUAGGCUUAAUUUAGAGUAGGAUGCCUGAUAUGUGUGUACAAUAGCUGUCACCCACUUUUAAAUAAUCGCUUCCAGUUCUGCGUUAUCUUUUUUGUUUUGUUCAAUUACAGUGUGUUUUGAAUAAAGCAGAAUAAAGGAGAAAUAUCUUUCCCAACAAGCCUGCUUCUGAUCCUGCCAGAGACUAUGACAUGGCUGCACCAGCCAAUGCAUGAAAAAGUGUUAACAAAUCAAAUAACUCAUACCUUCAAAAGGGUUAAUCAAGUAGGCAAUUUGGCUUGUAUAAUGAAGAAAGCGUUAUCCAAAACAUUUGCAUAACACAAAUCAACCAACACAAGAUCUAACAAAGAUCGUUUUUCCUAUGAAGUGCAAACGCAAAAAAUAAAUAUCAUUUUGAUGUUGACAGCAAAGCCAAGAGGCACAUUGAAAACAGGAAAGUAAAUGUACUUUUUUUUGCCAACCUAACAAUGCAGUUGUGCCCUACUGUAUAAGGAAAGCCCAGCCUGUGAGGCUCUCCGGGUCCAGCAGCACGUUAAACGGUCACUCAGAAACUCAUUCGAAGGAAGCCGCUUACUCGCAGGACGCAAAGUUCAGUGCCAGGGCUCUCUGCGGGUGCUUGCCUGUUCACAGCCAUGUGAUUUUAGGAAUUGGACAAGGCAGGCAGAUCUGAUGUUUUUGCUGCUGAUCAUAACAUUGUGGGGUGGGUGUGCUAAGAUGGGCCAGUCGCAGCGCAAGUCUACCGCAAUUGAAUUUUUUGUUGUGACACUUAGCAAUGCCGUGUGUACUAAGAGACAACGUUAACGAAGACAGCCACGCUAAUUUAAAUAUUACUUCUUCUUAGCGAGAUCUCAUCAGAUUCCAUAGUGGGGACCCCCACCUUCACCCCCAAAAAGCUUUUCAUAAUCAUACAGCAGCCCCUCCCUAAACCGACAUAAAAACAAUAA
Polyodon spathula (Mississippi paddlefish) is the source of this 4361-nucleotide messenger RNA. RefSeq names its product ankyrin repeat domain-containing protein 34A. The transcript has 2 exons. Lineage: Eukaryota; Metazoa; Chordata; Actinopteri; Acipenseriformes; Polyodontidae. The coding region runs from base 467 to 2035 and encodes 522 amino acids. The record is from RefSeq and is a predicted model, not a curated record. Gene Ontology annotation, molecular function: protein binding.